GUCCAGUCAACUUUAUCUUAUCGUCGCUUCGGAAUAAAAAUUACCUGGUUGCGAUUUACCCCUCCUUGCGCUCCCUGAAACCGUGGAACCUCGAUAUUUUCUCAUUACGCAAUCCGCAUUCCGAUCUAUUUAGCCAACCGUAAUUUUUCCAAACAUAACACAACUCGCUCGCGAAAAGACAACAAUUGUCAAUAACUGUUAUGGCGGCAACCAAAGAUGCACAGUUCCCUUGCGUGUUAACUAUUGAGGUGCCAUUCCCAACACCUCGAUUAGCAUCUAUCGCUCUCAAGACGUUGCAGGUAGACAAAGAACUGUCUCCGCUAGUGCAGCGAAAUUUCUCUACUGGCAAAUUAAAUGAUGAUGCCGCCAAUGGAGAUGUAGGAGGAAAUAUUUUACAAAUUGAGUAUAAGGCUACGACGAACAGGAUGCUCCGAGUAGCUGUCAACUCCUUCAUGGACAGCUUAAAUCUAGUACUUGAAGUCAUGCAAGAACUCGACACGGAUGUUAUAGCUGCAAAUAACAUCGCAGCAUGAGCGGAGCAAAACAAAUAUCCCUUUCACCAGGACCGUUCUAGAGUUAUGGACUGGAAUGUCAAACGCUCAGACGUGAGUAUCAGAGUGAACACGAAUACUGAAACGAAACAGAUUAUUAAGACAUAUCGCAAAAGACACCAAGUUCGGUCUAGCGACCUAG
Molecule: messenger RNA, 693 nt
Organism: Annulohypoxylon truncatum
Lineage: Eukaryota; Fungi; Ascomycota; Sordariomycetes; Xylariales; Hypoxylaceae
Product: Pcc1-domain-containing protein
Exons: 2
Coding region: 201-533 (110 amino acids)
Cellular component (GO): EKC/KEOPS complex
Source: RefSeq, a predicted model, not a curated record